AGGUCUGUUCUUGUUGCAGGCAGGGCCAAAGUUUGUCAAAUUAUCACACGGUGUAAUUUUCGGGACUAAAGUUAACGGAGUGUAUGUGUUAGCAGGCCGUAUGAAUAGACACUAACCCGUAUAAACCGCGACGACUGAAUGACACCCGCACAACGUGUGAUUUUAUCUACGCCUGCGCACUCCGUACAGAAUAUCGAGCCGCCCUUCCUCCGCGCCAACUUGCACCGCAGGGUUGGACAGACGUCGACUCACAACAGCCCUGAGUUGAUUUCCUGACCUAAUUGGUCAGUUUUCCUGGACAAAAUGGAUAGCCCACAUCGUAUCGAAAACGAUCCACCUCUCCUGUUGCAGGCCCUACGCCUCUUCAUACCUCCCCUGCGCCUGGUGUCUGCAGCCAUGUGGCACGUCGUGCAGAGGGGAAAUGUGCAGGAGUAUGGGAUGGUGGAGGAGUUCAUCAGCACAGUAACAGAAAUUGUGCCUGAGCUGCUGAAUGCAGAUCAGAAGGCUCAGCUCCUGCUGGGACUCAGAGCUCGGGUGGUUCUGGAGUUGUGUCAUGCUGAGCAGAUAACAGACAGAGAAACCAUUGAGAUGCACUUGGACCGCAUCAAGGCCCUCAUAUCCACUUGGGCAGCGCAGCCAUGUUUUGCAGAGGUUGAGUUUCCCGAAUCAAACUUUGUGGACCAAGUUGAAUUGUUGUUGAAGGACCCUGAAGAGAAGGAGAAGUUCUUCCAGGAUGUUUUCCCGACAGAUUUUGGGCCUGAAUAUGACAGCGCUCUGCAGGUGCUAAUGCUGGAUUUCUUAUCCAGACUGGAAAAGCUUCUUCCAGUACCAGACAUUCAACAGACUGCAUCCAUGCUCAGUGCCGUCCCAUCCGCCCUGGAGGAGUGUGCACACUCAGUUCCUGAUCCGAAGCACCUGAAAACUGUGCUCCUGUACCACACAACACUCGGACAUUUUGAUUUAUCUGAUGAAACUCAGACCAUUCCAUCUUCGUUUGGAAAUUGCAUCCUCUCUUCACUUUCCCUCCCUCAGCUGGAGAAGGUUGUGAUCGAUCCUGACCAAAUACAGCUACAGCCUUCGUCAGAGCAGAUGCAAGGCUGUAUGACCGUCCAGGUGGAGGGUGAAACUGUGACACUGCUGGACUAUAUACACAUCGAACAGCCACCCAGUUUGGUGGAGCCUGAUGAUCAUGAAGAGAAUGAUGUAAACGAGGAAGAAACAGCUGGAGAUGCAACACACGAGGACACAGGCGACACCUUAAAGCCAGCAGCUUUUCAGCCACUUAAACAAAGCAAAAGGCUCCAGCUGAAGAGAAAAGCUUUAAAAGAAAAGAAAGACUUAAUGACAGCUAAGAGGCAAAGAAAAAAAUACCCCAACAAUAAGACAUGUCCUGUCUGCAAUAAGACUUUCCUUCGAGCUGCAGCCAUGAGACGGCAUCAGGAAAUUCAUGAUGCAAAUCGGGACCUCAAGUACAAGUGCGCCAACUGCGACAAACGAUUCAGGGACCAUUAUGACAUGAACCGACACACCAUGCGUGUUCACGAAAAGGGAGACAUGAGCAUAAGCCCUAAAGAAGAGGACUUAGGGGAUCCUAGCACUUCAGAGAUUUUAGAAAACAAAAAUUGUUCUCUGUGUGGGAAAUAUUUUGCCCGCCGGGUAGACAUGGAACGACACAUGAAGUCCCACUCAGAGGACCGCCCAUAUAAGUGCUCUUUCUGUGAGAAGAAGUUUAAGAAUCCUUAUGUGUUAAAGAGACACCAGAAGGAGAUUUGUAAGAGCAGAGAGCAGAAAAAGCCUAAGAAGAAAGAGACAAUGCGCUCAAAUCCACAGCCACCCUUAGAGGUGUCGAUGGAGGGCAAAGUCUGUCCCAUCUGCAGCCGGAUUCUUCCGUGCACCGCUGACAUCGCAAAGCAUUUACGGUCUCACUCAGAGGAGCGUCCUUUUAUUUGCAUCACUUGUGAGAAGGGCUUCAAGUACAAAGACACGUUAAAGAAACAUCAGAUUAUUCACGGUCAUGAAGGCAUCAGGGAGGAACAGAGCAAAACACUGGAACAGAUUCUGGCUGAAGCUGACACUCAGACCGGUGGUGAUACUGGUGGCCUUGACAAACAAGAAAACAAUCCAGAUGCGCCUGCAGACACGUUGGAGGAGUCCCUGUCUGUGCCUGUGCAAAAAGUCAGCAAAAAGGCCCUUAAGGUGUGCCCGGUCUGUUCUAGGGCAUUUGACAGUGUCAAAACACUGAACCGGCACAUACAGUGUCACACAGACGAUCGGCCGUAUCAUUGCGUCCACUGCAAGAAGCGGUUUAAACACAUGCACGGCCUGAAGAGACAUCAGAUCUAUGCCAUUUGUCAUAAGAAAACUGCAAGAUUUACAUGGAAAAAAGAGCCAAAAGCGGGGCCCAGUCAGAGUGAAGUGAUUAGUUCAGACUCCCAACAGGGUCCACUGCUCAAGAUACCUGUGUGGUGUUCAAACUGUGGUAAGCACUUUGAGUACCUGUCAGCUUUAAAGGAGCACCAGGAGAACAUUUGCAAAAUCGAAGUGACGGAAAUCAUGAAAUGUGACGAUUGCAGGAAAGAAUUCAAGAGCAUGACGAUGCUCAAAGUGCACCAGAGGAUUCACGAUCCGCUCUACUGCAAAGAGUGUGGAAAGAUACUGGCAAACGAGCCUGCUUUCGAGAGGCACAAAUUGAUGCACAGACCGAUGCAGUGCACAAUGUGCGAGAAGAAUUUCACCUUACUGAGGCGCUUGAGGGAACACUACGAGAAGCAGCACAGCUUCAGCGGGCCGUAUCCUUGUGCACAAUGUGACAAGACCUUCAUCCAGCUGUCCUACCUUGCCAUCCAUCAGAGAAUCCACAAGGGGGAGUUCCCUUACAUUUGUAACAUGUGCCCAGAGAAGUUCAGGUCCUCCAACUGUCUGACGGUGCAUCAGCGGAAGCACACCGGGGAGAAGCCCUUCCUGUGCUGGCAGUGUGGAAAAUGCUACCGCUCUGCGUCCGAGCUCACAGUCCACAUGGGAACCCACUCGGAGGAGAGACCCUGGGCCUGCACACAGUGCGACAUGGCUUAUCGCACCAAGCUGCAGCUGACAAACCACGUGGAGCAAAUCCACAUCGGCGUCAGGUAUCCCUGCAACAACUGCGGCAAACAGUUCAUGAAGGAGACGUCGCUGAAGAGGCACGAGCUCAUCCACACAGGCGAGAGGCCACAUCAGUGCACAGUGUGUGGAAAGACCUUCCUGACUGCCAACGAGCUCCGGCUCCACAACAGGUACCACACCGGAGAGCGCCCGUACAAGUGUGAGGUGUGCGGCAAAGCCUUCAUUCAGUCGGGCUACUUGAAGUCACACAUGCGCAUCCACACAGGAGAGAAGCCAUUUAAAUGUGACAUAUGCGACAAAGGCUUCAGGUUGUCGUAUCACAUGAAGAAACACAGGCGGACUCACGCUGGGAAGCCAAAGAGCUACAUAUGUGAGGAGUGCGGGGUAGCGUUCCUCCAGAAAAAGUCCCUCUGGGAACACUCGCUCACUCACGAUGUGAAAAUUGAAUCGUCUUUCACUGAUGAAGUGAGGAUAGAAUUUCAGUAGAAACCUCUGGUUCGUUUUCAUGCACUUGUUCUACUUUAAACAAUGUCCAGGUGUCCAAAACACUUGUUUUUUUAGAAGUUUGAUUUAGUUUGUAAGUCGGUGCUCUUCAUUGUUCCUUGUUGCAUCGUUGUGUUGAUUCACGUUAUGAAUGAUCAAUAAGGCAUGUAUGUAUUGGAAUCCAAGGAAUAAUUUCUGCUUAGAUUGCUUUAUGAAAUAAAUUAACAUUGAAUAUUA
This is a messenger RNA of Stegastes partitus (bicolor damselfish), 3822 nucleotides long. RefSeq names its product zinc finger protein 14-like. The record is from RefSeq and is a predicted model, not a curated record. The transcript has 7 exons. Lineage: Eukaryota; Metazoa; Chordata; Actinopteri; Pomacentridae. The coding region runs from base 304 to 3588 and encodes 1094 amino acids.